UGUGUCUCUCUGGAGGUCGCCAUCGAGUGACGUCAGAUUGAAGCAACUUGGUGAAAUCGGGUUCGUUUUUUUCCCCGACUCGCGACUUGAACCGCCCAGUUUGAGUGGCGUUCCGGUGUACUUUUCUUGUUUCACUUUCAUGGAAUGCAGCAUAAAACCCUCCACAGUGCGUGACAUUCUCGGGCUGUGGAACUUCUUCAGGGGGCGACUGUAUAUGAAACGGGUUUCGCCUCUUCUUGCAAACACGGACAACUGCCGGGAGGACGGUUGCCAUCUACACAAUUCAGUGUCAUCCACUUCCGUGUUUUUUAUCUGCAAGAUCCAGCGAUGUCGGGAGAGUUUCUUCAGCGAAUUGGCACCUUCAUCUCAAGCGCAAAGCAGAUCGGCCGGCUCCCCCGACUUUGUGACCUCGUAUCUUCCUCCUUGCCGGUGCCUAGCCCCACUGUCCUUUCCAGUCAAGUCCCCAGCUUGUUUCGGGAACCUUAUAUCUUGUCGGGAUACCGUCCGGUCCAUCAGAAGUGGCACUGUUACCUCUUCAGCCUCUUCCAGCGACACAACGAAUCCCUUAAUGUUUGGACUCACUUGCUGGCGGCUGUUGUGCUCCUGCAACGCUGGUGGACUAAAAUCGGAGCCGCGGGGUACACCUUUACGCCAGCCUCUCUGCCUUUAGGCCUCUUCUUUGUGUCUUCCCUGACCUAUUUGUUCUUCAGUGCUGCAGCUCAUCUCUUUCAGUCUCACUCUGAGCAUGCGCACUAUUUUUUGUUUUUCUUGGACUACGUGGGUGUGGCUGUUUAUCAGUACGGAUGUUCCCUUGGACAUUAUUUUUAUGCCUCUGAGCCGGCAUGGAGAGACAGCUGCUUUGGCUCUCUGUUCCUGCCCGGCGCCGCUUUCUUGGGGUGGCUUUCCUGCGCCAGCUGCUGUUUCGCCAAAUCCAGAUAUCGGCGGCCGUAUCCCGUAGGUCGUAAAAUUUGUCAGCUGAUCCCCGCCACCCUCGCAUAUCUACUGGACAUCAGUCCUGUGGUUCACCGGCUUUCAACGGCGUCCUGGCUGGAGGAGCCCUCACUGCCCUUCCACGCCCUCCAGAUCGCGUCUUUACUUUUGAGCGUUGUCUUCUUCUCUUGCCCCAUACCCGAACGCUUCUUCCCAGGCCGCUGUGACUUUCUCGGCCAAGGUCACCAGAUCUUUCAUCUGCUUCUGUCCCUGUGCACCCUGUUUCAGCUGGAGGCUCUCUUCUGGGACUAUGUCGGGCGGAGGGAUACGUUGGUGGACACAUUCGGAGAAAGCCAGCUGUGGUGUGCAUGUAUAUCCUUCCCCGCCCUGUUUCUGUUUUGCAUUUUGACAGCACUUGUAACAAUGAGGCACAAACAGAAACAACUACAGGGUCAAAAACGGAGAGACAAUUAAGAGAAUGGUGUGUAUAAAUAGUAAUAUAAUAAUAAAAACCAGCAAUGAAAUGUAAAAUAAAUGUGAUGUAUUACAAAA
Messenger RNA from Hippocampus comes (tiger tail seahorse), 1482 nucleotides. RefSeq names its product progestin and adipoQ receptor family member VIII (gene paqr8). The transcript is spliced from 2 exons. The coding region runs from base 328 to 1404 and encodes 358 amino acids. Gene Ontology annotation, biological process: response to steroid hormone. Lineage: Eukaryota; Metazoa; Chordata; Actinopteri; Syngnathiformes; Syngnathidae. The record is from RefSeq and is a predicted model, not a curated record. Gene Ontology annotation, cellular component: plasma membrane. Gene Ontology annotation, molecular function: steroid binding; nuclear steroid receptor activity.